Haemonchus placei is the source of this 1656-nucleotide messenger RNA. NCBI's taxonomy places the organism in Eukaryota, Metazoa, Nematoda, Chromadorea, Rhabditida, Trichostrongylidae. The record is from the annotation of a GenBank genome assembly.
AUGACUGUAGGCGGCAAAAUUGUCAUGGGACAGUUGGAAACAAAAGACAUUGAGCAGAUUGUUGACGCUCGGAAUCCGCUUUUGUUCUGGAGCAAAGAUCUAGAUGCCUACGUGAAGGAAGUUGAUCCUGCAAAGAAAGUGCUUCUCUUACUUAACAAGGCGGAUCUUUUGGAGGAAGAACAAAUAGCUGGAUGGGCAAAGUACUUUGCGGAAAAUCAAAUUAAUGCUGCAUUUUGGACUGCUUUGGAAGUAUCCGAUCCCGAGGAGGAAUGCAACUCGGAGCCAUCUACGGCUUCUUCGAGCGGACUUUUGUUUUUGCGCACACGUGAUCAGCUCGUGCAAUACUUGAAAGAGAUGGGGCAUGUUAUUGACGCUCCGGGUUCUAAACCUGUAGUUACUGGAAUGGUCGGCUAUCCAAACGUUGGCAAGAGUUCAACAAUAAACAGAAUUGCUGGUAGCAAGAAGGUUUCGGUGUCGGCUACUCCCGGAAAGACACGCCACUUCCAAACUGUUCAUAUUGACGAACAGGGCGAACUGUUAUACAGAAUGUACAUCGUUGUCGCUCUCAGUGAAAUAAGGAGGAGGUAUCCAAUAAUCAUUGAUGAUGAAAUUGUGUUGCAGCUCAUUUUGUGCGAUUGUCCCGGUCUUGUAAUGCCGUCAUUCGCGUUCGGACGAAAUGAAAUGUUUCUUAACGGUAUCCUCCCGGUGGAUCAAAUGCGUGAUCAUUUUGGACCUAUUGCUUUGUUGUUGUCGCGCAUACCUGUAUCAUUCUUUGAGCAAACGUAUUCAGUCAUGUUACCUGAGAAUUCGGAGCCAUCUGCAUUGAACCUCCUAACUUCAAUAGCAUUCAUGCGAGGGUUCAUGUCUGCAUCAGGAAUCCCCGAUUGUUCUCGGGCAGCCCGCUUUGUAAUUAAGGAUCUUGUUUGUGGUCGCUUGCGUUGGGUGGCUCCGCCACCCGGAAUAGAUCAGAAUGAAUUCAACAGUCAUCUAUUCGUGGGGGAGAAGUCAAGAUCGGGGCGAGUUCAGCUCGAACAACUAGAAAAGCGGGGUCUUUUAGAAGGUGACGGUAUAGUUGACAAGAAAGUUGACUCCCAGUUUUUUAAUGACACUACGGGCGCUAUGCAUACACGAAGUGCUAAGGGAAAUCCCGUUGGUUCUCCAGGUGUUGGGCCUGCGGAGAAAGGCGAUAAACGUCAUUACAAUAAAAAUAAGAAAGAAAAACUGCGGAGAAUAUAUAGGAUCAGCAUGGGGAAAAUAAUGAAGCCGGGCAAGGUUGUCCUUGUCCUACGUGGUAAAUAUGCCGGUAGGAAAGCACUCGUCGUGAAAGCACAGGAUGAAGGAGGAGCUGAUAGGUCGUAUCCUCAUGCCAUCAUUGCUGGAAUCGACAAGUACCCACUGAAGGUCACGAAAAGCAUGGGGAAAAAGAAGCAGGAGAAGCGUAACAAAUUGAAGCCUUUUGUGAAAGUCGUGUCAUAUAGCCAUCUCCUUCCUACAAGAUACUCAGUUGAUGUUGCAUUCGAUAAGGCUAACAUCAAUAAGGAAUCACUGAGGAUUCCAAAGAAGAAGAGAUGUGCUCUGGCAGAAAUUAAGUCAAAGUUUGAGGAGCGAUACAAAACUGGAAAGAACAAAUGGUUUUUCACCAAAUUGCGCUUCUAA